Messenger RNA from Plasmodium relictum, 4974 nucleotides. RefSeq names its product P-type ATPase, putative (gene ATPase7). Gene Ontology annotation, biological process: phospholipid translocation. Gene Ontology annotation, cellular component: plasma membrane. The record is from RefSeq and is a predicted model, not a curated record. NCBI's taxonomy places the organism in Eukaryota, Apicomplexa, Aconoidasida, Haemosporida, Plasmodiidae. Bases 1 to 4974 code for a protein of 1657 amino acids. Gene Ontology annotation, molecular function: ATP binding; ATP hydrolysis activity; ATPase-coupled intramembrane lipid carrier activity. The transcript has a single exon.
AUGAAUUUUUUAGAAUGGGUAUCAUGUAAAAUAAAAGGAAAAAAUAAUGAAAAUAAAAUAUAUUUGAUUUCAAACUUUGAAAUUAAUAAAGAAGACCAUGAAUUAUAUGUGAAAAAUGCCCAAAAAAAAUUGGUUGAAGAAGAUUUAAAUAUUGAUAUUAUAUAUGGAAAGAAACAUAAAAAUGAAAUAAGAACAGCAAAAUAUAAAAUUUAUAGUUUUAUACCUCUGAUUGUUUUUUUUCAAUUUUUAAGAUUAGGAAAUUUAUAUUUCUUAUCGAUAUCAAUGUUACAAUUAAUACCUGAAAUAACUGAUUCCAAAGGAAUGCCCACUUAUUUAAUCCCAUUAGUUUUUAUUAUUGUUGUAGCUAUGAUAAAAGAAUUUUUUGAAGAUUGGCAAAGGCAUAAAUCUGACAAUGAAGAGAAUAGCAAAAAAACUAUGGUUUUUGAAAAUGGUGAACUAAAAGAAAAAAAAUGGGCAGAUAUAAAAGAUGGAGAUGUAGUAAAAAUAUUUUCGUAUGAAUAUUUUCCGGCUGAUUUAAUAGUAUUAAAUUGUUCUAAUAAAAAAGGUAUAGUAAAUAUUGAGACAAAAAAUGUUGAUGGGGAAUCUAAUGUAAAGCAGAAAUAUUGUUUACCAGAUAUAUCCCAAUACUUUAGUGACGAUAAGUGCGCAGGUUUUUGUAGGAUAGAAUUAAUAAGUGAAAAACCAAAUGAUAAUAUUUUUGAUUAUAGUGGAUUUAUUUUAUUACCACCCUUACAAUAUAAGAGAAAAGAUGGAGAAAUUAUACAUUUUUACGAUAAUAAAAUAAAUAAAGAUUUAGUAAAAAAUGAGAAAAAAAAGAAGAAAAAAAAAAUCAAAAAAGAAAAGAAAAAAAAAAAAGGUAUGUUGAUUAGAAGUAAAAGGGUAAAAGAUAUAAUAUGUAAUGAUAAUGAUGAAAUAACCUCUUUAAAUAAAGAUAUGUUAAGUGAAAAUACAUUUUCAAGUAAUUCUAGCUCUAACAAGAAAAUUAAUGAUUUCUUAGAUGAAAAUGAUUUUAUUUUAGAAGAUAUAAAUAAAGAAAAAGAAGUAGAAAAAAAAAAAAUAAAAAAAGAGGAAAAAAAAAUAGUUCAAAUAACAAUAGAUAAUUUAGUAUUAAGAGGAACAUCUCUGGUAAAUACCAAAUGGAUAUAUGGCUUGGUUACCAAUACUGGAAAUAGAACAAAAUUAAUGAAAAAUGCAUCAACCAAAUCAAGGCAAAAAUGGUCUAGACUCGAAUUUGUUUAUGGUAAUCAUGUUAUUGUAUUAAUUAUAUGCCAAAUUGUCAUUUCUCUUGUUGUAGCUAUUGCAGGUGUGCUGUGGAUGAGAAGAAAAGGAUACAAUUUAUGGUAUUUGCAUUUGGAUAAAAAGUCAGAUAGUUUGAAAACCUUUUUUAUUACUAUUGGUGCUAUGAUUUUAUUAUUUGGCUCAUUUAUUCCUGUUGAUCUAUUGUUAAUAUGGGAAGUAGUGAGAUUGCUUCAGGGGUACUUAAUUAAUUGGGAUAAAGAUAUGUAUAGUGAAAGAACUGGUAGACAUGCUUUAAGUAAAGCUGGCCAAUUAUUAGAAGAAAUGGGAAACGUUACUCAUAUUUACUCAGAUAAAACAGGAACUUUAACACAGAAUGUUAUGCAGUUGCAAAAUAUAGGACUAGGAAAUAAUGGAAUUUACGGAUUUUAUGAUUUCAGUAACAUAAAAGAUAAUAUAUUAAAAAAUAGAAGAUUAAAUGGUAGAGAAAAUGUAGACUUUUUUUUUGAAAAUGAACAUGAAGAUGAAGAGGAUAGCUCAGUCCCAAAUGAUAACUUUAACAGAAGAUCACUGAAUGAUAUGAAUACAUUACUGCAUCCUUUAAAUUGGUCAAAGACUUCUUUAAAUUCUAAAAAAUUAAAAAAAAAUUAUAUGCGUGUUAAUAGCUUGGGUUACGAAAAUAUGAUAGAUGCUUACACUGAAGAUGAUUUUGCUAGAGGAGAAAAUGAAUUUGUUUUUUUCAACCGAGUUUUAUUUGUAAAUAAGAUUUAUAGCAUUAGAAAUGAUGCAGAAGAACAAAUUUACUUUUUGUUACUUGUUUUAAGUUUAUGCCAUAGUGCUAUGAUAAGAAAUGUUGACAUUGAUGAAAUGGAUGAAAGCAAAGAUGAUGAUAAUAUUGACAAAAUAAAAGUUUAUGAUAAAGAGACAAAACUGAAUUAUACAUAUAUUACUCAAACACAACCACAGUAUGAUGCAAGUUCACCGGAUGAGUUGGCAUUAAUUAGCACAUCUCUAUAUUUAGGUUGUGAAUUUGUUAAUAGACCUAAUUUAACAACUAUUGAAAUUGAAUUAACGUCUUCUUUUUCACAAAGAUUUAUUUUAGGGGAAGAAACAUUUCAAAAUUUUUUACGUAAAAAACAUUACUAUGAGAGUAAUUUUGAUACUUAUUUCCCAGAGGCUUAUAUAUAUAAAGAAAAAAAAAGAGAAUCAAGAUUAAGUGAAAAUAAUCCAAGAGGUACUAUGAAUAGUAUAAAAGAAGAUGCCAAUUUUCAUGUGUCUAUACCUAUAAAAAAUAUAUUUACAUCUAACAAAACUAACUUUAAAGAAACCAGUAAAAGUGAAGAAAAAGUUAAUAAACAAGUAGUUCCUGUAUUAUCUUUUGAAAUAUUAGAUGUAUUUUCUUUUGAUAAUAUAAGAAAAAGAAUGUCAUUAAUUGUGAAAAGUGAAAAAAAUGAAAUUUAUAUGCUAGUAAAAGGAGCUGAUACAAGUGUUUUAAAAAUGGCAUCAAAAAAUCAAGAAAAUAUAGUUGAUCACGUAGAAUAUCAAUUAAAUGCCUUUGCAACAUCAGGAUUAAGAACUUUAGUAUUGGGCUAUAAGCAUUUAACGGAGGAAGAAUUUAGUGUAAUGUAUCAAAAUCAUAUACAAGCAAGAAAAAAAUCUGACAAUGAAAAAGAAGAAUAUUUACAAAAAUUUUAUGAUGAAGCAGAAAGUAAUCUGGUAAUUAUUGGAUGUACCGGUAUUGACGAUAAAUUACAAGAUGAUGUUCCUCAAGUAAUACAAGAUUUAAGGGAUGCAGGAAUGACCAUUUGUGUUUUAACAGGAGAUAAAUUAGAAACAGCUAUAAACAUUGGUCAUUCUAUAAAUAUAUUGAAUAAAAAAACAUAUAAUGCUGUAUUUACGGAAACAGACCCUGAUUUAUUACUUGAACAGAUUAAUAUACAUGAAAAAAAUACGAAUGCAGCAAACUUAUUGAAUGCAGAUCAUAGUACAAAAUGGUGGAAUAGUGUUAAUUGGGAAAAUUUAAAUUUAGAUUUAAGAUCAGAAACAAUUCUAAAUUUUAUGAAAACUAAUUUUCGUGGUUCCAUAGAAAAAAGUAUCAUUUCAUCCAAUUUUCUUAAUAUAAAAAAUAAUAAUUCCUUUCCAGGUUUGGCAAGGCAAGAAAAGGUAUUCAAUUCAUUUUUAGAAUCGAGUGAAUCUUUUGUUCUCAAUGAUGUAGAGAAAGCGAAAUUAAAAGAAAAGGCCCAUUAUUCUCAAUUUUCUAUAACUAUAACAGGAGAAGCAUUAGAUGUAAUAAUGAAAAAUAAAAUAUUAAAAAUAAAGUUCUAUACAUUGGCUAGAAGUGCUUCUACAUUAAUUGCUUGUAGAGUAACUCCAAAACAAAAAUCUUUAUUGGUAAAAGAAAAUUCAGCUUUUAAUCCCAGAGGAACAUCAUUAGCUAUAGGGGAUGGAGCAAAUGAUGUUGGUAUGAUUUUAAUGGCUAAUGUUGGAGUUGGAAUUGCAGGAAAGGAGGGAUUACAAGCCGCUAGAUCUUCUGAUUUUACAAUAAGUGAAUUUAAAUACUUAAAAAAAUUAUUAUUUGUACAUGGUAGAGAAUCCUUAAGAAGAAAUUCUUUUUUAGUUUACUUUUGCAUUUUUCGUAACGUUAGUUUUUGCUUAUGUUCUAUGGUUUUAAUCUUUUGGACAGGUUAUAGUGCUAUAGAUGCAUGGAACCCUUGGACUAAGCAAAUUAUUAAUAUUGCAUUUACAUCUUUGCCUGUUAUAUUUUUUGUAGCAUUAGAUAAACAGUUGCCUCAUCAUAUUCUUUUGAAUAAUCCAUUAUUAUAUGAAACAUCACCAUCUACAUUAUGGCCUUUCUAUUCUAAUAAAAAAAUUGAAUUUUAUACAAACAAAAUAAAAAAUUGCUGUAAAUUUUUUUGUAACAUUUGCUUUGUACCAUUUAAGUUUAUACCAUUUAUUCAAAAGUCAACUGAAACAAUUAAAUUUUGGAUAGGAAAAAGAUCUAAACCAGAAAAAUAUAGAUCAUAUGGUACACACUAUUUGCUUGUUUAUUUAUUAUUUGCAAUUUGGCUAGCUACUGUGGAAACAGUAAUAAUUCUUCACUUUUCCACAGGGCAAGCACAUUCUGCAUUAGAAGAAAGUCACAAUGUAGAUGUUGAUUUUAAUACAUUUUCUCAAAUUCUAUAUACACAUCAUGUAAUAGCAGUUAAUACCGUUGUUGUUCUUAUGACGAACACUUGGUUUUUUAUAUCUCAUUUAGUUUUAUGGGUAGAAUUAAUUGCUAUUUUUUUAUUUUGGUUUAUAUUAAGUAAGGCAAAGUUCUUUUUAGAUAUAGUUGGUGCAGACGAUUUACAUGGAACAUUUGAAAAAGCUCAUUCAUCAGGAAAUUAUUAUUUCUCGUUGAUAAUUUCUUUAUAUAUAUCAAUAUUACCUUUAAUUGUAUUGAUGACAUAUCAAUUUAUAAGAAAGCCGACAAUGGAGCAAAUUGUUCUUGAGCAAAUAAAAUUAGGGAAAUUUGAAGGAUUGAGAAAACAUGAAAUAAGAAAAUUAGCUUAUAUUAAUAGUGAACAUAGUUCUAAAGAUUUUGUUCAUAAGGGUUUUGCUUUUGCUGUUGAGGCUAAAGAAGCAUUCUGGGGAUUGGUACAAAAGGCUAUAUAUAAAAUUAAGAUGCCAUUAGUGAAAGAUGAAAGCACUAUAGUUAAACAAAAAAAGAAAACAUAA